Molecule: messenger RNA, 2755 nt
Organism: Vidua macroura (Pin-tailed whydah)
Lineage: Eukaryota; Metazoa; Chordata; Aves; Passeriformes; Viduidae
Gene: SIK1
Product: salt inducible kinase 1
Exons: 14
Coding region: 124-2526 (800 amino acids)
Biological process (GO): microtubule cytoskeleton organization; protein phosphorylation; intracellular signal transduction
Cellular component (GO): cytoplasm
Molecular function (GO): protein serine/threonine kinase activity; ATP binding; magnesium ion binding
Source: RefSeq, a predicted model, not a curated record
CCCCGCCGCACUCACACGCGCACCCGCCCGCCCGCACAGCCCUGCGCGCACACCGCGCUCCGCCCGCCAGGUGCUGCGCGGAUGCUCCCGGUGCCGAGGCGCUGCCCGCCCCCCGCCUGAGCCAUGGUGAUCAUGUCGGAGUUCGCCUCGGCGCCCGCGGCCGCGCACGGCCAGCAGCGGCCCCUGCGAGUCGGCUUCUACGACAUCGAGAGGACCCUGGGGAAAGGCAACUUCGCCGUGGUCAAGCUGGCCCGGCACAGGGUGACCAAGACGCAGGUUGCAAUAAAAAUAAUAGACAAAACAAGGUUAGACCCAAGCAAUCUGGAGAAGAUUUAUAGAGAAGUUCAGAUAAUGAAGCUUUUGAAUCAUCCCCAUAUUAUCAAGCUAUAUCAGGUUAUGGAGACAAAGGAUAUGCUGUACAUUGUUACUGAGUUUGCAAAGAAUGGAGAAAUGUUUGAUCACCUGACCUCCAACGGGCACUUGAGCGAGAGCGAAGCACGGAAGAAGUUCUGGCAGAUUCUCUCAGCAGUUGAAUAUUGUCACAGUCACCACAUUGUGCACAGGGAUCUCAAAACAGAGAACCUCCUGCUGGAUGCUAACAUGAAUAUCAAAUUAGCAGACUUUGGCUUUGGAAACUUUUACAAGUCGGGAGAGCCCCUCUCCACUUGGUGUGGAAGCCCACCCUAUGCAGCUCCAGAAGUUUUUGAAGGCAAAGAAUAUGAAGGACCUCACCUUGAUAUAUGGAGCCUCGGGGUGGUUCUCUACGUCCUUGUCUGCGGUUCUCUGCCUUUUGAUGGACCCAAUUUACCAACUCUGAGGCAAAGAGUGCUGGAGGGGCGGUUCCGCAUCCCAUACUUCAUGUCUGAAGACUGUGAAACGCUAAUCCGACGGAUGCUGGUUGUGGACCCAACCAAGCGGAUAACCAUCUCCCAGAUAAAGCAGCACAAGUGGAUGCAGGCUGACCCCUCCCUUCAGCAGCAGCAGUCCUUGUCCUUCUCCAUGCAAAACUACAACUCCAACCUGGGCGACUACAACGAGCAGGUCCUUGGCAUCAUGCAAACCCUUGGCAUCGACAGGCAGAGGACUGUAGAGUCUCUGCAGAACAGCAGCUAUAACCACUUUGCUGCCAUUUACUACCUGCUCCUGGAGCGCCUCAAGGAGUACCGGAGCAGCCAGGUGUCCACUCGGCCGGCAGCCGGCCGGCAGCCGCGGCCCAGGAGCUCCGAGAUCACCAACGCUGAGAUGCCUCAGGACAGUCUCACUAGUGAAACCCUGCGAUCAUCUCUGCUUUACCAGCAACCUCAGAGCCUGAUUCAGCCAUCCUUGCAGGCAGAAAUGGACUGUGACAUAAGCAAUCCAUUACAGCCUGUGUUCUUCCCUGUGGAUACCAACUUCAACGGGCUCUUCCGGAACCGCUCCAUUUCCCCGAACAGCCUGCUGGAGACCACCAUCAGUGAGGAAGUGAGGCAAGAGAAGGAGCUGGAAGAUGAAAUUAAGGCAUAUGACCACCCCAUCUGCAUCCCUAGCAACACCAGCAGGAGGCACACCCUGGCUGAAGUGACCACCCAUUUCUAUCAGCACGUCCCUCCAUGUAUAGUCAUUUCCUCCUCUGCCAGCCCCACAGAGGGAACUAGCUCAGACAGCUGCCUUACUUCAUCUUCAAAUGACAGCUCAGUGGCCCUGAGCAGCUGUUUGGCAGGUCAAGUAAUGACGGGGAGCCCGGCCACAGCGAGGAUGACGUCGCCUUUCCUCGCUUCCCAGUCUGACGCUCCCGUGUUACAAGCCCAGGGCUGCAUGGGAGGUGCUUCUCUCCUGCCUGUCAGCUUCCAAGAAGGAAGGCGAGCAUCUGAUACCUCAUUAACUCAAGGCUUGAAGGCUUUUAGGCAGCAGCUGCGGAAGAACGCUCGAGCCAAGGGGUUCCUCGGCUUGAAUAAAAUCAAAGGCUUUGCUCGGCAGGUGUGUCAGUCCUCCUCCUCUCGGGCAGCAAGGAGUGCCAUGAGCCCUUUCCAGCACACGCAGCCCAACACCUGCAUGUACAGCAGCAGCGGGAGCAGCAGAGAGGGGAGAAGCCUCCUGGAGGAGGUGCUGCAGCAGCAGAGAAUGCUCCAGUUCCAGCAUCACCAACUACUCCAAACAGCUUGUCCCCAGACCUCCCAGACGCCUGCGGCAAGCGGCAUCCCCUCCUCUGACGGGCCAGGUACCUGCAAAGCCUCCAACUCCAUUCUGCUGUCAGAGCUGCAAAGAGAGAACUCCUUUGAGCUGGCCUUCGCCGGCAGCAGCCAACUGCUCCAACCUCAUUUCUUCGGUGUGAGCGUGUCCCCGGUGUCGUCGGCCGCUCACCUGCUGGACACCCACCUGUACAUCAGCAGCAGCAGCAGCGUGCCCCCGCUGGCCGCCACCUUCUCCCAGCAGCAGAGCUUCUCCGCGCCGUCGCCGAGCUACGACGGCGUCACCCUGCAGCACGGGGACUGUGAGAUGGAGGACCUGACUUCCAGCCAGCUGGGAAAGUUUGUGCUGGUCAAGUGAGAGCUUCGGGCCGCUCUCCUUGCGGGGAACUUUCACCACUGUUCCGUGGCUGGCUGGCAGCGUGGGGCCGAGUGACUCUCAGAAGCAAUAAAUUUUGAAGUAUGUGAAGAGGCUGUCUGGCUCAGAAAGCUGGCAACUUUAUAGGACUGAAACAAGCAAUAUGUAUGUCUUUUUGCUUCUACUGUUCUUGCACUGAACAAAUACGAAUAGAAACUGAUUUUUUUUUUUU